Messenger RNA from Lucilia cuprina (Australian sheep blowfly), 1564 nucleotides. RefSeq names its product protein Notchless (gene Nle). NCBI's taxonomy places the organism in Eukaryota, Metazoa, Arthropoda, Insecta, Diptera, Calliphoridae. Gene Ontology annotation, biological process: Notch signaling pathway; ribosomal large subunit assembly. Gene Ontology annotation, molecular function: protein binding. The transcript has 5 exons. The record is from RefSeq and is a predicted model, not a curated record. The coding region runs from base 52 to 1530 and encodes 492 amino acids. Gene Ontology annotation, cellular component: nucleolus.
UCUGCACGUGUUCUCAUUCAUAAUUUCUGCUUAUUUCUCGUCUGUACAAACAUGUUUUCAAAACGCGUUAAAUUAAAUGAUGAAAAAAAAGAAAGUGAGUCUAUAGAAAACAAUGAAACACAUACGAUACAAGCACGUCUAGUAUCGGAUACUGGAGAAGAGGCAGGACCACCCAUCGAUUUGCCAGCAGGAGUUACUGUUGAACAAUUGGGGCUUAUCUGCAAUGCAUUGCUGAAAAACGAAGAAGCAACACCGUAUUUGUUCUUUGUAGGCGAUGAUGAAAUUAAAAAGACACUUGACCAAACAUUAGAUCUUAAAACUGUCGAUACUGAAAAUGUUAUUAGUAUUGUCUAUCAGCCACAAUCGGUGUUCAAAGUGCGCCCGGUUACACGUUGCACCAGUUCCAUGCCUGGUCAUGCCGAGGCUGUAAUUUCGAUAUUGUUUAGUCCGGAUGGUGCACAUUUGGCUAGUGGUUCCGGUGAUACGACGGUAAGACUUUGGGAUUUAAAUACAGAAACUCCACAUUUUACCUGUACAGGACACAAGCAAUGGGUCAUGUGUGUAGCAUGGUCACCGGAUGGUAAAAAACUAGCCAGUGCAUGCAAAGCUGGUAAUAUUAUUCUUUGGGAUCCCGAAACUGGCAAACAAGUGGGUCGUACUCUGACAGGCCAUAAAAAGUGGAUAAAUUGCUUAAGCUGGGAACCCUACCAUAAAAAUCCCAAUUGUCGUAAACUGGCUAGUGCGGGAAGUGAUGGUGAUUGUCGUGUCUGGGAUACGGUAUUGGGUCAAUGUAUUAUGGUAAUAGCAGGUCAUACCGCUGCUGUCACAGCUGUACGUUGGGGAGGUGCUGGUUUAAUAUAUACUUCAUCCAAAGAUCGUACAGUUAAAAUUUGGCGUGCAUCAGAUGGCAUAUUAUGCAGAACCUUUACUGGUCAUGCACAUUGGGUUAAUAACAUUGCACUUAACACAGACUAUGUGUUACGUACAGGACCUUUUCAUCCUGUACAAGAUAGAAAUAAAAAGUAUGCCGAUUUAAGCAAAGAGAAAUUACAAGAAAUGGCUUUGCAGCGUUACAAACAAGUCUGUCCGGAUGAUAUUGAAUCCCUAGUAUCGUGCUCAGAUGAUUACACAUUAUAUUUAUGGGUAUCGAAUCAAAACAAAUGUAUUCAACGUAUGACGGGUCAUCAAAAUGUUGUCAAUGAUGUUAAAUAUUCACCAGAUGUUAAAUUGAUUGCAUCAGCUUCGUUUGAUAAAUCCGUUCGUUUGUGGCGUGCCAAAGAUGGUCAAUAUUUGAAUACAUUCAGAGGUCAUGUUCAAGCUGUAUACACAUUAGCAUGGUCGGCGGAUUCCCGUUUAAUUGUUAGUGGCAGUAAAGAUUCAACUUUAAAAGUAUGGAGUGUUCAAACGAAGAAACUUGCUCAAGAAUUACCUGGUCAUGCUGAUGAAGUCUUUGGAGUAGAUUGGGCUCCUGAUGGUUCUAAAGUAGCUUCUGGCGGAAAGGACAAAGUAAUCAAAUUAUGGGCUUAUUAAUAAUGUUAAUAAAAUUAAAAAAAAAUAAUAAAAA